Molecule: messenger RNA, 2364 nt
Organism: Rasamsonia emersonii CBS 393.64
Lineage: Eukaryota; Fungi; Ascomycota; Eurotiomycetes; Eurotiales; Trichocomaceae
Product: Small oligopeptide transporter, OPT family
Exons: 2
Coding region: 1-2364 (787 amino acids)
Biological process (GO): transmembrane transport
Molecular function (GO): oligopeptide transmembrane transporter activity
Source: RefSeq, a predicted model, not a curated record
AUGGAGGAGAAGUCUGCUCAGCCCGCCGUGGCCGCGGCGACGGCCGUGGCGGAUGCCAAUGAGGCGGUCGACCACCUCAGGAAACUCAAGAAACAACACCAUUGGGACCCCAAUCUGCCCGAGGAUGUUUUUGACGAAAUCGAUGAUGCGCUCCAUACGACUGAUCCAAAUGCCCAAGUCGGCGUGGCCGGAGAGCUGCUCGACAACUCGCCUUACCCCGAGGUGCGCGCGGCCGUGCCCAACUACGACGAGGGAGGUCACUCCAACACCAUUCGCGCCUGGGUGAUCGGCAUGGUCCUGGCCACCAUUGGAUCGGCCUGCAAUAUGCUGUUCUCCAUGCGAGACCCCUACAUUGUUAUCCCGUCUUACGUGGCCCAGGUCGUCGCCUAUCCCCUCGGGGUGGCCUGGGCCAAGUGGAUGCCGGCGAUCAAGUUCAGCUUCUUUGGAAUCCCGUGCAACCUGAACCCGGGCCCCUUCAGCAAGAAGGAACACACCAUCACCGUCCUCAUGGCCAAUGCCAGCUUCAACGGCGGUGCGGCCUACGCCACCGACGUGCUGCUGUCGCAGCGCGCCUUCUACAAGCAGCGGUUCGGCUGGCCCUUUGAGAUCUUCAUGUGCAUCUCCAGCCAGAUGCUGGGCUUCGGCCUGGCGGGUUUCUUCACGCGGUUCCUGGUCCAGCCGGCCGCGAUGAUCUGGCCCGCCAACCUGAUCAACACCAGUCUCUUCACAGCCCUGCACGACCGCAGCCGGCCGGAUCCUUCCAAGACGGCGGGAUGGACGAUCGGCAAAUACCGACUCUUCCUCUACACCAUGAUCGCAUCGUUCGUCUGGUACUUCUUCCCGGGGUAUAUUGCUCCGUUCCUGAGCGUUUUUGCCUGGGUGACUUGGAUCCGGCCGAACAACGUGGUGAUCAACCAGCUCUUUGGCGGCUGGACGGGCCUGUCACUGAUUCCCAUAACGUUCGACUGGACGCAGAUCUCGGGCUUCAACUUCAGCCCGCUGAUCACGCCGUGGUUCGGUAUCGCCAACACGCUGAUCGGCAUGGUCGUCUUCUACUGGAUCGUCGCGGCGGCCAUCCACUUCAAGGGGCUCUUCUAUUCCAAGUACCUGCCCAUCAGCGACUCGAACAGCUAUGACAAUACCGGCAACAUGUACAAUGUCAGUCGGAUCCUGGAUGACCAGGGCCGGUUUGAUUUGGAAAAGUACAAGUCGUAUUCGCCCCUGUUCCUGUCCACGUCCUUUAUGCUGUCGUACGGGCUGUCCUUUGCCACCAUCGUGGCGGUGAUCGUCCAUACGAUUCUCUUCCACGGCCAGGACCUCUGGAUUCGGUUCAAGAAAUUCGGAAACGAGGAGGAGGACAUCCACGCCCGGUUGAUGGCACGGUUCAAGCCUGUCCCGCUGUGGUGGUAUGCGGCUCUGACCCUGAUCAUGAUCGCCAUGGCCCUCGGAGUCGUCUUGGGCUAUCCGACCAACAUGUCCUGGUGGGCGUUCUUCAUCAGCCUCAUCAUCGCGGCGGUGUGGUUUGUGCCCAUGGGGAUCGUGCAGGCGACGACCAACAUCCAGAUCGGGCUGAACGUGUUCACCGAGUUCAUCGUCGGAUACAUGCAGCCGGGGCGGCCGAUGGCGAUGAUGCUGUUCAAGACGUACGGCUACAUCAGCAUGUACCAGGGGCUGUUCUUCUGCCAGGACAUGAAGCUGGGCCACUACAUGAAGGUGCCGCCGCGGGUCACUUUUGCGGCGCAGGCGGUCAGUUGCCUGUGGACGUCGGUGGUGCAGAUCGCGGUGAUGAACUGGGCGCUAUCGGCGAUCAAGGACGUGUGUUCUCAGGACCAGGUCAGCCACUUCAGCUGCCCGAACGGGCGGGUGUUCUUCAACGCGUCGAUCAUCUGGGGUGCGAUCGGGCCGCAGCGGAUCUUCUCGCCGGGCGCGCUGUACUCGCCCAUGCUGUGGUUCUUCCUGGCGGGCUUCAUCCUGCCGGUGCUGAUCUACCUGGGGGCGCGGGCGUUCCCCAAGAGCCCGAUCCGGUACCUGAGCGCGCCCAUCAUCUUCGGAGGCGCGGGACUCAUCCCGCCAGCGACGCCGCUGAACUAUCUGAGCUGGGGGAUCGUGGGGUUUGUGUUCAACAAGUACAUCAAGACGCGGUGGCGGGGGUGGUGGAUGCAGUACAACUACGUGUUUUCGGCGGGGUUGGAUGUCGGGCUGGCGCUGUGCACGAUCUUAAUCUUCGUGACGCUGCAGCUGACGGGCACGAGUUUCCCGUCGUGGUGGGGGACGGAGAUCGCGGCCAACACGCUGGAUGCGUCGGACGGGGCGAAGCAGAUCACUCUGGCGGACGGCCAGACGUUUGGGCCGACGAGUUGGUAG